AUGCACCAUGCCCCAUGCACAUCGCCCUAUGCGCCAAACAAAACUCGUAUACCGAACCAGCUGGACUUGCAAGUGGCGAAGUCCUUUGCCGACGACAUGUCCCUCACAUUCCCCGGGACAAGAACAAGGGCGGGACAGCAACGGGAAGCCCUUCUCCCUCUGGUCAGCCCUGUUGGCCAUUUCUGGUCAGCCGCCAACACGAAGACGCAACCGGAAUACUAUCAUCCAAGUAUGUACGAUGUACGACGUUCGACGUUCGACGUUCGACGCUCGACGUACAUAAACUACAAAACAGGCGAGUAUGAUCGACAAGCACCCGUGAUGGUAAAAUGA
Messenger RNA from Sporothrix schenckii 1099-18, 333 nucleotides. RefSeq lists its product as uncharacterized. Lineage: Eukaryota; Fungi; Ascomycota; Sordariomycetes; Ophiostomatales; Ophiostomataceae. The transcript has 2 exons. Bases 1 to 333 code for a protein of 110 amino acids. The record is from RefSeq and is a predicted model, not a curated record.